UUCACUCAGCUUUGCAUGCGCAAUGGACUGGGGCUGAAGAGAAGAACAAAGAAGGGGAAGAAGAUUGCAACAUGGUGCCCCCGCAGAAGUACCCUGGACCCGGAUAUCAGGCUUAAGAUGAAUAGCAACAUGAAGCAGAGAUCUGAUGUAGAGAACCCUUCCAUGUCAAUUAAGAACUACAUUGUAGAUAAAACAAAUGAGGCACUUGCACCAAGAAGAACACUUAAAGUAAUCCAGCAAUCUGCAUCUGGGUGCCUUGUUGGAAGGGCCAAAGAGCCUGCUAAAAAUUCUACAAAAAGAAAACUAUGGAAUGAUCAACUGACUUCAAAAAAGGCUAAAGUUGAAGUGGCUGUUGAUCCAGAAAACAAGGAUUGCCCAUCUGAAGCAUAUGACCUCAUGGUGAAAGAAACCCCAACUUGUCUGUACUGGAAGGAUGUUGCAGAGGAAAGAAGAAAGGCCCUCUAUGAAGCAUUACAAGAAAAUGAGAAGCUGCAUCAAGAAAUAGAACUCAAAGAUGAAGAAAUUGCACGCUUGAAACAAGAAAAUGAUGAAUUAAUGGAACUUGCUGGACAUGUACAGUACAUGGCGAAUAUGAUUGAAAGGCUCACUGGAAAUGCACCACAAAGUCUUGAAGAUUUAAAGAAUUUGGAUUUAGAAGAAGCAAGGUUUGAAGAUGAAGCAGAAUCAAGGAUUGAAGAUGAAACUGAUAUGACUCAGCCCUCAAGUUCAGAUCAGAACAUGGAUAAACAAACUGUCUAGCCUGUGAACUACUGACUUUUUUUAAAAAAAAAAUUUUUUAAAGUGGCCGGUAACAUUUCGAAAGAUCUUCUGCUCAAUGGAAGCUGAAAAAGUAACAUUUUAUUAGUCCGUAAUGUUGAAGGGUUUAAGUUCAGUAAGACCUUUAACUGCGAAGCUUGACAUCUGAUUAAGGAAGUUUUAGAAUUUGCUAACUCAAUAUUUUAAGUUGGGUCACUUGUCUAACAAAUACUAUGUAUUUAUUGUAAAUGGGGUUCUUUUUUUAAUUUCCAGCCUUUAUGUGAGGUGAUUGUACAUACUUGAAUAAACUUCAGUUUUAAGUAUUAAAACAUA
This is a messenger RNA of Xenopus laevis (African clawed frog), 1089 nucleotides long. It is a transcript of the gene gmnn.L, whose product is annotated as geminin, DNA replication inhibitor L homeolog. Lineage: Eukaryota; Metazoa; Chordata; Amphibia; Anura; Pipidae. Gene Ontology annotation, biological process: negative regulation of DNA replication; regulation of DNA replication; negative regulation of cell cycle. The record is from RefSeq and is a predicted model, not a curated record. The coding region runs from base 16 to 759 and encodes 247 amino acids. Gene Ontology annotation, cellular component: nucleus. The transcript is spliced from 7 exons.